GAAUACUGCCCCUGCGGAAGUUGGAAUCUAUUUGGAGGCGUUGCCUGUUCGAUAGCGGCUUUCCUCUUGGCCCCAUACCUACCCGACUCUCGUCCCCAGAGCUGCUUCCUCGAUGUGGUCAGCAUCAACCAAGCUAACGAGGAGAAAAUGUUGCAAGGGAUAUACGGAUUGGGCGGCUUUUUGAAAGCGUCUCGAGAACUUCGGAUCUUGUGGAGCCCACCUUACCUCUCAAGGCUGUGGUGCAUUUUUGAACUGGCCGCGUUUCGCUCUGCGAACCCUGCCGGCAUCAUCACGCUCGCUCCGCUUUGCUUGGAGGCCGCAGUGGCUGCAUUCUGGCUCGGUGGCUAUGCAACUAUGUGUGUUUUCCUGGCAGUCCUGGGAUUGACAGGGUCGUACAGCAUCUUGGCUCUGAUCCCAGCCUUGCUGCCACUCUUCCUGGUCCUUCACUGCUUGCGGAGGACUUUAAGUAUGAAGCAGCAACUCUUCGCUGACCUUGAAGGCUUUGACCUUGACAAAGCGUAUUGCCGAAAAGAGUCUGACCGGGAUUUUGUGCUCAAGGCCAUCAUUGAAUGGUAUGGCAGCCUUGAGAGCUUCACCGCUUAUGUGCGAGGUCCUCUUCAGCAGGAGCUCCAGGCCAUGCAUUCCACCACCCGGCUGCCACUUCAUUACAGCUUCCUGAUCGUAACCCCCGUGGUGAGUUUUGGCUUGGAUGCCCUGCUGGCACUUUGGCUUGCCGGUGCCCCGACGCAGAUUGUGCUAUCCUAUGGCAUCGGAGUGGUGCUUGGCCUGUGCACUUGCUGGGCGAUGAUUGCAGUUCACUUGAGUACUCUGCUUUGCAGCUACUCCAUCAGUACGAACUCAAGCAUUAUGGGCUGGAUGCAGUCGUUGAUUGUAUUCCUGAUAUUUGGGGCUGUUACCUUUGCCGGAGUGAAGGUUGGUGCAUUGGCUUACACAAACAGCCUUGAGGCAUCUUGCAUAUGGCUCGCUGGGGCGGUCUGUCUGCUUUGGCUCGUGCAAGGUGGGCUUCAGCACCUCCAAGCCUUAUUCAAGCAAUGCAAGCACCGCACGGAUGCUUAA
This is a messenger RNA of Symbiodinium pilosum, 1077 nucleotides long. The record is from the annotation of a GenBank genome assembly. NCBI's taxonomy places the organism in Eukaryota, Dinophyceae, Suessiales, Symbiodiniaceae.